GUCAGUUAUUUAAUGGUAGAGAUCUUGCGCUCUUUUUUCGUCCAGCGGCGUGAAUGGUUAUUGACAUGCACUGUAAAUACAUUUACUAUCUGUUAAUGCUGUGUAUUGUGCUGAGGUCAAACUGGUCACGCGAGCAGUUUCGUAAUACAUCCGUGAUGUCAUAACAAUGACGACAGCUCAGUGACGCAAGCAGGUUGGUGACACAGAUGUGCAGCAAUGAAUGGCUCCAGACUGAACUAGUGUCAACAUCUGGAUGACUAGACGCUCGCGAUGCGGAUAUCAUCCGAGAGCAGCGACGCUCGUAUCUUAUAUUGAUGCUUCGUGUUUAUUGAUCACAGGUCGAUUAUUGGCGGUGAUAGCGCUCGUGCGUUCGUAGCUAGGCUCGCGGUCUCGUCAUGCUUCAGCUGGGAGAUGAGCUCGCGCUGUUCUCGGUUGUCUUCGUCGUGGUUCUGCUGGGAACCAGGAGCGCCGUCUGGCCCACGGUGCUCACGGCCUCUCUCUACCUCUUUCUGGUGUUGUUCCGGUUCCCACAGGUCCCCCCCAGCCGGGCCAGACAGGUUCUCCGGCCCGCAUCCGGCGCGUCAGCGGUGGCGCACCGCGGCGGAGGACACGACGCCCCCGAGAACACCAUCGCUGCUAUACGCGCGGCGAGUGAGAAUGGAGCCAUGGGUGUGGAGCUGGACCUGGAGUUCACGGCUGAUGGGGUUCCCAUACUGAUGCACGAUGACACCGUGGACCGAACCACGAACGGAUCGGGGCCACUGAACAAGCUGCUCUUCUCUGAAUUGCGCAAACUGGACGCAGCGGCCAAACACAGACUCAGUGAGCGUUUCCGAGGUGAGAGGGUGCCAACGCUGCAGGAGGCUGUAGAGGAAUGCAUCAAGCGCCAGCUGACCGUCUACUUUGACGUGAAAGGGCAUCCAGAUGAGGCAGCUGCGGCACUGAAAGAGUUAUUCCAGAAGUAUCCGGUGCUCUACAACACAAGCAUCGUCUGCUCAUUUGAGCCCAAAGUCAUCUAUAGGAUGCGGCAGGCGGAUCCUAAUGUGGUGACCGCACUGACCCAUCGGCCGUGGAGUCUGAGCCGGUUUGGCGAUGGGACGCCGCGGUUCUCGUCCGCGUGGAAGCACCACUGGAUGCAGGUGCUGGACGUGCUCCUGGACUGGGCCCAUCAUCACCUGCUGUGGAACCUGUGUGGAGUCUCCGCCUUCCUGGUGCAGAAGAACUUCGUCUCGCCGGACUAUGUGCAGUACUGGGCGGCCCGAGGUGUAGAGGUGGUGGGCUGGACGGUGAACACGGCGGUGGAGAAGCAGUACUACCAGCAACUACUGAAGAUCAACUACAUCACUGACAGUCUCGUAGAGGACUGUGAACCUCACUACUGAAACACCACACUGUACAAUCGCUAGUUUAAGCCUUUUAAUAUUCAAGCUACUAAACCGUUCUGCUUGACUCGAAAUAUUGAAGUAUGUGUCUGUAAUGAACUGCUCUGAUUUAGGCAGCAUGCUGUAGAGACUUGAAACUUACAGGGUAACAGAGUGCUUUCAUUGUGUGAGAUGUAUAAUACGGGAGAUAGAUAUAUCUCAGUGUUCAAAUGUACUGUACACACACACUCAGGUGAGCCAAUUUGACAAUAUAGGUAUUACGUUAUUAUUUUAUUUCCAUUUUAAUGGCAUGACAUUUAUGAGGAAAGUAAUUAUUCAGUAGACCUGAUACUUUUUUUACUGCUACUUUGAGUAGAAACAGCAUUGGAUAAAUUGUGUAACUACAAAGUAUUCAGGCUAAUGUAUGGCUUUUCUCUUAUUCAUGAAAGAGAGAUAGUUGUGUAUUCCUUCCUAUUUGGGUUCAUUUCAUGUUUAAAGGUCUGGUGUUGAUAGCUGAUGAACUUGUUAAACUACACUCUGUAGUCAUACCUACUUUAAGAGGGGUCAAUAAACGUAUAAGCAAUAGGUCUUGAUCUGAGGUAAGAUCUCAGGCAGCUAUCAGACACCAACCUUACAUUUGAUACAUAAAUACUAAUUCAGGAUAACAGCAUGCUUUGGUUUUCUCUGGUGUUAUUACUUAAAUAAAAGUAUUAAGUUAUUAAUUAACA
Messenger RNA from Carassius auratus (goldfish), 2089 nucleotides. RefSeq names its product glycerophosphodiester phosphodiesterase 1 (gene gde1). The record is from RefSeq and is a predicted model, not a curated record. The transcript is spliced from 6 exons. Gene Ontology annotation, molecular function: glycerophosphodiester phosphodiesterase activity. Gene Ontology annotation, biological process: phospholipid metabolic process; ethanolamine metabolic process; N-acylethanolamine metabolic process. Gene Ontology annotation, cellular component: plasma membrane. Lineage: Eukaryota; Metazoa; Chordata; Actinopteri; Cypriniformes; Cyprinidae. The coding region runs from base 396 to 1382 and encodes 328 amino acids.